AUGGAUAGGGAGUCACGCAUUCAAGCUAUUACGGUACGCUUUUGGGGUGUUGAAUGGAACAUGGAAGAGGAGACCAUAUGCUUUCAUAUUUUCUUCCGAAAGUGUUGGGAUCUGUUGUACCUAAACAACCCAGUAGUGUUCAAUUCCAUUUGGCUUCCUCUUGCAAUCGAGUUGUCUGCGGUGAUGCAGAAGUUGUUUUCUAAAUCUAAGGUUCGCACUAAGAUCCAUCGUCUCCGUACACAUUUUAACGAGUUCAUCACCUUCAACAGCAUCCCGGGCAUCCGUGAAAACAAACUAGAGUGGUACUUUCGAACUUAUGGAUUCUCUUGGUACCACCAUUGCGUUGAUGUGUUCGAUCUGCAAGAAGCUCCUAAAAUUGAUUUCGAUGAUGGCACAAGUGGUUCGGAGGAUGACCCUAUCUUUUUGGAUGAGUCCGAUUCGGAUUUCAGCAACGUUAACAAGGCUCUAGAGAUGGACGUUGAGGAGAAUGAAGUGCAACAAAUGGAUAUACCAUCUUCUCCAUAG
Striga asiatica is the source of this 525-nucleotide messenger RNA. The record is from the annotation of a GenBank genome assembly. Lineage: Eukaryota; Viridiplantae; Streptophyta; Magnoliopsida; Lamiales; Orobanchaceae.